AUGGAUAGUGCAGGUGAGUUCGUUUGUUCGUUUUUGCUCUUAAAAUUCGGCACGAAGCGUUUAGGCCGAGCGAUUCGUUCUACUCUUGACGACGAAUCUACAGCACGACAUUCAGCUCUUCUCCAACAGCUUUGCGAAAAGUCGAAGAGCGUCAUUCGAGAGUUAGAUGGAUCAAACGAUCUCACAUUCUUACGUCUUCGCACAAAGAAGAACGAAAUCAUGAUUGCUCCAGAUAAGGACUAUCUUUUGGCUGUGAUAGAAAACUUAUCUUCAUAA
Messenger RNA from Strongylus vulgaris, 276 nucleotides. Lineage: Eukaryota; Metazoa; Nematoda; Chromadorea; Rhabditida; Strongylidae. The record is from the annotation of a GenBank genome assembly.